GAAAACAAAAGGCCUGUUUAUACAUUUUGAUUAAAAAUAAAGUGGUGGCGUGGUAUUCGGAUAGCAUCAAACUUUCCUCUUGUAGAUCAAGAAGAAAUUCGUAUCGAUGGACAUAUUUGAGAGACAUUGUACGCCAUGGAUACGAAAUUUAAUCGAAGUGGGCAAUGUUACAACAAAUGAAAUAAACCAUGCCUUCAGUUUGAGAAAUUUACCGGGAAUUUUAUUUGUCUCAACCUUAAGCCUUCUUGGCAUUAGCGGAAAUUUUCUUGUGAUUUGGAUUUUCGGUCUAAAAUUCAAUCAGUCGUCUUAUCGAAUUUAUGUGCUAUGUCUCGCUGUGCUUGAUUUUAUAAAUUGCUUCAUGACAAUGCCUUUCGUACUCACUUAUCUAUUGUAUAUGGAAAAUUACCCCUCGGAAUUGUUAUGUAAGAUUGGUCAUUUGAUUGGAUUUUUCAUCGGAAUUGCCUCCCCUUUUACAUUAAUUUUAAUAGCCGCAGACCGAUACAGGAAUGUUUGUCGGCCGCUUAGUUUACAAUGGUCUGCAAGACGAGCAAAACUAAUGUGCUUAUUUAUAAACAUCGUAGCUCUAUUUAUUUCAUGGUACGUUCCCAUUGUUUAUGGCACUACCGAAAUGAAAUCGGUCAAUAGGAGCAUAGUACUGGUGCAAUGUUUUAAGGAAAAUGGAACACUUUCACAGACGAUUACUUGGUGGCAGUAUAUCAUUCUGACAGGACUAUUUACACUGGUUUCUGCGUUUCUCAUUGUAAUCUACUUAGUGAUAAUGAUAAAUGUACGCAGAAAAUCCAAACUCUUUACCAAAUAUAACCCUGAAGAACAUAUACAAGACGCUAAUAUAACAUUCACGAACAGAAUAAUUCAUACUAAGAAAGCAACAGUAACUUUCUUUAUCAUCUCCUCAGUUUACGUUUUAAGUUCCUUGGUCCAUCAUGUAUUAGCAUUAUUUCUUCAUGUUGUACAGAAUGUAGAAUGUAAAAUGUCAUACACCCAAAGUGUUCUUUUCUGGUCCUUCUUUUGGACAGUAUUUAUAAAUAACGUUGCAAAUCCUGUUAUAUAUGGCUUGUCUGACACCCGCUUUAAACAGUGUAUAAAAUCAAUGUUUUCAAAUUGAACUAGCACUGAUGAGUCUUA
This is a messenger RNA of Mytilus trossulus (common blue mussel), 1146 nucleotides long. RefSeq names its product kappa-type opioid receptor-like. Bases 107 to 1126 code for a protein of 339 amino acids. The record is from RefSeq and is a predicted model, not a curated record. Gene Ontology annotation, biological process: neuropeptide signaling pathway. Gene Ontology annotation, cellular component: plasma membrane; neuron projection. The transcript has 2 exons. Gene Ontology annotation, molecular function: G protein-coupled receptor activity; neuropeptide binding. Lineage: Eukaryota; Metazoa; Mollusca; Bivalvia; Mytilida; Mytilidae.